UGGUAGGAGGAGAAAAGGGAUUUCGGGACUCUUCUUUUGUCCUGCAUGAAUGUGUUUGGGGCCCCGACAUGGAUGCAGGGGUCACAUGGUACUACAAAGCGCCGAAUGGGUUAAAAAAGAGGGGGUUGUAGUUUAUGAAAGAGCGGCGGAGGAGAAAGAACAGUUGUUGAUAGUUUGGAGAGGCUACGAGGGGAAUUAAGGCUGAAAACAAGAAGGACAGUUUCGAGCCUUAAAAAGAGCUGAGAGGGCUCCUGGCCAGGUGUCUGCUGAGGCCUCAUCAUGAGCUGGAGCUUCCUGACGCGUCUCCUGGAUGAGAUCUCCAACCACAGCACGUUUGUGGGGAAGAUCUGGCUGACUGUGCUCAUCAUCUUCCGCAUCGUGCUGACGGCCGUGGGGGGCGAGACCAUCUACUACGAUGAACAGGCUAAGUUCGUCUGCAACACGCAGCAGCCCGGGUGUGAGAACGUCUGCUAUGACGCCUUCGCUCCUCUCUCACACGUCCGCUUCUGGAUCUUCCAGGUGAUCCUGAUCACCACCCCUACCAUCAUGUACUUGGGCUUUGCCAUGCACAAGAUCGCCCGCAUGGACGAUGUUGAGUACCGACCUCUUCAUCUCGCCGGGAAGAGGAGAAUGCCCAUCGUGACCCGGGGGGCACAGCGGGACUACGAGGAGGCAGAGGACAACGGAGAGGAGGACCCUAUGAUCACUGAGGAGGUUGAGGUGAAGGACAAAGAGAAGGUGACAGAAGGCUCUGUGAAGAAGCACGACGGUCGGCGGCGGAUCGCGCGUGACGGCCUGAUGAAGGUGUACGUGUGUUCGCUGAUCUCACGCAUCGCCUUCGAGGUGGCCUUCCUGUUAGGCCAGUAUGUCCUCUACGGCUUCGAGGUGGCGCACUCCUACGUGUGCAUGCACUCUCCCUGUCCACACAUGGUGGACUGCUUCGUCUCGCGGCCCACCGAGAAGACCAUCUUCCUCCUGGUCAUGUACGUGGUGUCUCUCCUCUGCACCACACUCACCCUCCUGGAGAUUCUCCAUCUCGGUGUUGGCGGGGUCCGCGACACCCUUCGCAUGCGCGCAAGACAUGUGCCCACGGCCCCGCCAGGGUACCACACUGUCCUGGGGAAGAAGGACCCGUCGGGGAAGAAGGACCCGUCAGGCAAGCUGAAGGCAGAGUUCAGAGAGCCAUUGGUGGGGGACUCUGGGAGGGAGAGCCUGGGGGACGAGGCGUCCAGCAGAGACCUGGAGAGGCUGAGGAAGCACCUGAAGAUGGCCCAGCAGCACCUGGACUUGGCCUACCAGAACGAGGAGGACCAGGGGUCCCCGUCACGGAGCAGCAGUCCUGAGAACAACACCACGGCUGCAGAGCAGAACAGACUCAACUUGGCUCAGGAGAAACAGGCGGCGGCCAGGGAGAAAGGAGUACAUCCCUGAAUCCUGCUUAAUGCCUGCUUGCCUGCCUGCCUGCUUUCUCUUCCCAACUGGCCCUCCACGGAUGGGGAAGCACAUGGGAACACAGCCAGCCAGCGGAGAGACUGAAGAGUGUGGUUGUGUGAGGGAUGGAGGGCCUUGCAGUAUUAAGGGCCAGGGACAACGUGAAUGUAAAGCUGCCCAAGCUUCCGUAAAGCUACAGUACAAAUCUCCUUAGCGUCUGACUCGUUCAACUUGAGUGCCUCCAAAUACUUUGUCAAGUUUCAGCUUGCCCAAACCCCACACCCUACUUUGGCAGUGCCUGUCGCUGAAGCACAGCCUUCUAGAUGUAGUCGACACCCCGUUUAUUUUUGCCCAAAGGUGUUUUGGUUUGUCCGUUGUUUUAAUUUGUUUGGCAGUCAUUCUGUUCUCCGGUCAGUUUCUGUGGUCUGUCAGGUGAAUGGGUCUCAUCCAGUUUAAGCUUUAAUUUACCCCUCUCUAUUGACGAAGUUUACUAGUCGGUCCAAUUUUAAAAGCGAGGCUCAACAAAGUCUUAAAAGCAUUUACUGCACAUGUUGUUAUGCCAGGGCUUGUUGUUGCUGGAUACAGAGUGAACCACAAUGAACACUUGCCUGCGGGGGAUGUCCUUUUGCACAAACAUUAAGAGGAUGUUCGUGCGUCUGUGUGGGUGUGUUGUGUACAAGGUGGUGGGAGGUUUUCUGAAAGUGCAGUUCUUUAACGAACACUUCACUUAAUCUUGGACGCAAACUGUACAGCUUUUGUCUACGUUUUUAGUCAUUAAAAAUGAAUUGUUUUGACAUUCCAUGAGACUCCACUCAUUGUUAAAGCCUUGUAUAUUAGUCAUUCCAACAAAUUGGCCAAAUGUGAUAAAUACCUGGGAAAUGCUUGAAUCCUGUGAUGCCUAUAAAUGUUCUUCCAUGCGGUUGAAACACCUGUAGUCCUCCUGUACCUGUCAUUUUGCUCCUGUCCUGGUUCCUUUUGUUCAUGCUAGUCGGUGUUGUUUUUAAACAUUUUUAUGUUCGUACUGGAUUUCUAAGGAGGCAAAUGCACCAACAUUUGCUUAUGUUGUCAUGUGAUGGUUCUUUGAAAUGGUUGGGUUGGAAACUGGAAACAAUCGUGUGCUGUGUUCAUUUAAUUUUUCCUUUUAUUUGUUUUAUUCGGUACAAAAUAACAUUCCAAUUUUUCUAUUUGGAGUGUUUUUGUUACAUUGUCCCAAGUUUUGUGUUUUUUGCAACUGUAGAGUUUAAAUUCAUAGAAAUACAUGAAUAAAUAUAUUUGAACAGAA
This is a messenger RNA of Oncorhynchus tshawytscha (Chinook salmon), 2713 nucleotides long. RefSeq names its product gap junction gamma-1 protein. The transcript is spliced from 5 exons. The coding region runs from base 280 to 1431 and encodes 383 amino acids. Gene Ontology annotation, biological process: cell communication. Gene Ontology annotation, cellular component: connexin complex. The record is from RefSeq and is a predicted model, not a curated record. NCBI's taxonomy places the organism in Eukaryota, Metazoa, Chordata, Actinopteri, Salmoniformes, Salmonidae.